GCCGUCGUCAUCUCCGUGCGCCCUGCGUUCCCAGGUUGCGGAACGGGGGCACAGUGUGGUGGGUUCGUCAUGUUCAUAAACCUUUAUUCCUCCUUUUUCCCAUUCGUAGUCUAUAUAUACUCGCCUAUAUCCUUGGAUGGAAGUCAUCCAAGCGGCGGGGGCGGCGGUGUGCGUGGUGGCUCUUUUGGUUGCCUGCCUGCCUACAUUGUUAUAUCUUGGGAGGGAAGAGGCUGGCGUUUUCACUCAGUUGGGCCCUCAGCCACCUAGCAGGAUACCGGGGAGAACGGCAGCUGUUUGUAUACCGGAUGACUUUCGACCAUUUUUGGAAGAGGUUCUAUCAGUCGGUACUGGAACCUACUUCAAAUGGUCGUUGUGUUAGGGGGCAAUAAGAAAGCCGGACAGGAUAUACCUAGGUAGAAGCAUCGCAAGUA
Molecule: messenger RNA, 431 nt
Organism: Lasiosphaeria miniovina
Lineage: Eukaryota; Fungi; Ascomycota; Sordariomycetes; Sordariales; Lasiosphaeriaceae
Exons: 2
Coding region: 137-379 (80 amino acids)
Source: RefSeq, a predicted model, not a curated record